Sinocyclocheilus anshuiensis is the source of this 1619-nucleotide messenger RNA. RefSeq names its product zinc finger protein 91-like. The record is from RefSeq and is a predicted model, not a curated record. The coding region runs from base 97 to 1557 and encodes 486 amino acids. The transcript has 2 exons. NCBI's taxonomy places the organism in Eukaryota, Metazoa, Chordata, Actinopteri, Cypriniformes, Cyprinidae.
UGGGAGUUGAAGUGAAAGUCCGUGUGCGUCUGACCUCAACAUUUCGCGCGUUUUGCGUUUAUGAACCUAAAAACACCUGCUCUAAUGUCCACAUAGAUGGGAGAGAAACCCAUUUUGUGUGAUACAAAGUCCUCGAGCGGGAAUAUGGAUUCUGUACAAUGUUGGAAUGGAGCAAAAUGUGACCAGAUCCCCACUAGGGCUAGACCCAUGUCAGACACCUUAUCCAAACUGGCUCAACUGAUCACUUGCAUCGAGUACAAACCAAAACCACAGCCAUCUUCAUCCAUCUGCAAAGACUGCGGCCACAAAUUCUCCGACCUGAACAGUCUUGUGCGUCACCAGGAAAGAGAGCACGCCCUGCGAAAGCUCCAUCGCUGUCAACGCUGUGGCCAAAAAUUUGUUUUGCUCUCUAGUUUGCAGCUACACAAAUGCUCUCACGCCUCAUCCAUGUGCCAGACGUGCAGGGGGAAACCUCAAAGGGGUUCAUCUUGCCCUUCCUGCGGGACUGAAUCUUCAGAAGAUCCCUUCUAUCAUGACAACAGCCCCUAUGCGUGCACCCCAUGCGGACAAGCCUUCAGCCACAAGCAAGGGCUGCUGCACCACCAGCAGGCCGGAGACUGUCAGCCUGCCAAGACUCUAAAACCUCCUUCACCUUCAUACGCCUCCUUGCCUCCAUCUCCUCCAAAAACCACCGCAUCUCUUACCACAUGCACUUUGUGUACCAGAACGUUCCGUUCUUCUACUGGACUUGCUUGCCACAUGCGCUUUUCCCACACGCACAUGAAAAGCAGCACGGAGAAGAAUAGAGUUCUCAAAUCAAGUAUGUUGUUUCCAUGCCGUUCCUGUGACAAAUCAUUUCCUAAGACAUCACUGCUCCAUCAGCACAGGAAAGAGGAACACCGGCGGGAGAUAAAGGUGAGGAAACUGCAGAGAACCUCUUUGAAGACCACCAGGCAAAGGCAGAAAGGUGAAACAUAUCCAUGCCUCCACUGCGGAAAAGAGUUCCUGCACCAUCUGACCCGUUGGGCGCAUUUUAGACACUACAGCUCUCACCAUCAGACCCACCUUAAAUUGAGUGGCAAAUCAUCCGGCGCUGAUGCAGUUGGGUUUCACCCAAAGGCAGCCAAGGAUCCCAGACCUUCCCAAGAAAAUAGACCUUCAAAGAGAGGUAGAGCUAGGACCAAAAAUCUACCUGUUUUGACAGAAACUAAGCAAGAAGAAGCAGCUGAAACGGUUAAGCAGGACGACAGUGAUGGUGAGGAUGCUGAGUAUGCUUGUACGUCAUGCGACCAGGUCUUUAGCUCCAAAGCUGAGCUGCAUGUCCAUGAGAACAUCCAUGAGGAAAUCCCUGAAGAGCGUUAUCAACCAGCCAACACAUGCAGGUGUUGUAGUGUGUGUACAUUUGGGAUUCCCCUCGCUGAGAUUCCAGAAGUUUGUGAAAAGAAAGUCUAUCACUGUGUGCCAUGUGCCGAAGCCUUCAUAGCCCUGGACACUUUUCUAGAGCACUGCCAGAAACAUCUGCUACGUGACAAUGAAGAUGAAUUCAGUGAUGGCUGAAAGAGCUUCCAUUUCUUUUAAGGAAUAGUUCACUCAAAAAAAAAAAUCAAAUUUUCUCACCA